This is a messenger RNA of Linum tenue, 2013 nucleotides long. NCBI's taxonomy places the organism in Eukaryota, Viridiplantae, Streptophyta, Magnoliopsida, Malpighiales, Linaceae. The record is from the annotation of a GenBank genome assembly.
CCAAGAACAGAAGCUGGAGGAAUGAGAUUGGGAUUUUCGAUCAAAAACCUCCUCUGUUCCGUUCGUACUGCUGAACGCUCUCUAUAUGUUCGUUUUCUUCGUUCAUAACAAACAGGAAACUUCCAUUUCCUCUCAUCUCUAAACAAAUAAAUGCUGCUGCCGCACAUACCAUCACCAUCUGCUUCCAAUUCUCCAUGGGAUUCAUCUCACAGAGGUCACUUCUUUACUCUUUCAUUUCUUCCCGCCAUGCCAUGGAUUCCGGCGCUGUUCUUCUCAAAGCUGCAAAACUAGCUAACCCUAGUUCAUUUCCAACGGCUGACUGUAUUUCAGGUGUUUGCUCGGGCAGUGCGGUGUCUUUCUGGGGUCCUACUGUUGCGUUCCCAACAAAAGCCCUUAGCUUCAAGGUUCAUCCAAGAAGAAGGCCAACAAUUUUUAGGGCUGUCUACUGUGCCAGUUACUAUGAGAAGCCAUCCUCCAAGGGCAGGAACCAAGAUGGGUAUCUCCAAAAUGUUGAUCUACCACCGGUAUUACCCAAGCAGAAGAAGAAACCCUUCCCUAUCCCUUUCAGAAAGAUCCAACAGGCUGCCAAGGAGGAUAGAAAGAUGGCACAAAUGGGGAUGGAGAAGCCACUCGAACCUCCCAAAAAUGGAUUACUCGUCCCGGAGUUGGUCCCCGUUGCAUACGAGCUGCUUGAUGCUUGGAAAGCACUGAUCAAAGGUGUUGCACAGCUCCUGCACGUCAUUCCUGUCUAUGGCUGCAGUGAAUGCUCAGAAGUCCACUUGGCUCACGCUGGCCAUCAGAUCAAGAACUGCCUGGGUCCUAUGAAUGCAACCCGCCGCAGCUUGCACUCAUGGGUUAGAGGUUCGAUCAACGACAUACUCAUCCCGAUUGAGUCAUACCAUCUCUACGACCCAUUUGGGCGGCGCAUCAAGCAUGAAACUCGGUUCGACUACGACAGGAUUCCAGCAAUUGUGGAACUCUGCAUCCAAGCUGGCGUAGAAAUACCAGAGUACCCUUCCAGGCGAAGAACGAAACCCAUCAGAAUGUUGGGUCGGAAAUUGCUCGACAGAGGUGGAUUCAUCGAGGAGCCCAUGCCAUGGCGCUCGGGAAACACAUCAUCAUCAUCAGCCCUCUCUGAUCUUGACACUUAUGGGGCCUUCGAACGAUACACUCAGCCCGACUUGCAUGACAUACCUCGAAUCGCGCAGGAAACAGUGGAAGCAUACGAGAAAGUGAGAUGGGGUGUUAGGAAGCUAAUGAAGAAGUACACGGUAAAGGCGUGUGGUUACUGCUCUGAGGUUCAUGUGGGACCAUGGGGUCACAAUGCAAAGCUUUGUGGAGAGUUCAAGCAUCAAUGGAGAGAUGGAAAGCACGGUUGGCAGGAUGCCACUGUGGAUGAAGUGUUCCCUCCCAAUCAUGUGUGGCAUGUUAGAGACCCCAAGGGAGCUCCUUUGAAGAGUGGCUUGAAGAGGUUUUACGGGAAGGCUCCAGCUGUGAUUGAGAUGUGCUUGCAGGCUGGAGCAGAUAUCCCUGACAAGUAUAAGCCUAUGAUGAGGCUUGAUAUCAUAAUCCCCGAAGACGAUGAAGCAACAUUAGUUGCAUAAUCUUGGUAUGUACAUACUAUUAGACUAUUAUUUGUGUAAAGUACUAGGAAUAGGGUGUAUCAACUAUCAAGUAAUCGUGCCGUCUGCUGUUUGUUAGAUCCAUACUUUCGUGUUGGUCAAGUAAAUAUCCAUCAGAAUCGAUUAAGAUGGAUCAAGGUAAAACCGAUCUAGUCUAUACUACCACGAGGUCAGCCAUGACAAGGUGUCACCAUACCCUACAAGCUACAACUCAUGGAUCCGUUGUAAUCGAAUGUGGUUAGGAGAAACUCUAUUCCAUAGUGGGAAUUACAAUUCAAACAAAUAACAGUACAGUGAUCUUCCCCUUUUCUGGUCUGAGGUCCUAAUUCAAACAAGCUACUGCUUUCAAGCACAUGGUCUUGGGUCUUGAACUCGAGCCUUUAAUUUGUUG